Messenger RNA from Anguilla rostrata (American eel), 1615 nucleotides. RefSeq names its product C-type lectin domain containing 19A (gene clec19a). Lineage: Eukaryota; Metazoa; Chordata; Actinopteri; Anguilliformes; Anguillidae. The record is from RefSeq and is a predicted model, not a curated record. The transcript has 5 exons. Gene Ontology annotation, molecular function: signaling receptor activity. The coding region runs from base 389 to 961 and encodes 190 amino acids.
ACAUUUAACCAAAGGGAAGGGGGCUGGCAGAGGCUAAGACAGGAAUGCAGACACUCAGACAAACGCAGACACACUCUUCUGUCUCAGAGUAUCUCCGCUGCCUUGCGCCUCUCAUUUACACACACACAUAAACACAAGCUUACACACAUUUUCAGGCAGUAGACACUAACACACUCCCACCACACACACACACACACGCAUCUGUGCAAGCUUAUACACAUUUUCAGGCAGUACACACAAACACACACCCACCACCCACAAACAUACACAUAUCUGUGCAAGCAUACACACAUUUUCAGGCUGUACACACUAACACACACCCACCACCCACACACACACGUAUCUGUGCAAGCUUACACACAUUUUCAGGCACGUCUCCCCCACCGAAAUGCUCUGCUGGGAUUUGUGUUUGGCCCUGCUCUUUACAGCCCUCAUGGUGACAGCUCUGCCUCCCACCAGCAUCAAGAUAACUGAAGCAGCUCUGCCCCUGCAGCUGCUCAACCCCAGCCAGCCGGCCGUCUGCCCCCUCUUCUGGACUGAGUUUGAGAGCCACUGCUACCGUUUCUUUCCCCUCAACCGCACCUGGGCUGAAGCAGACCUGUACUGCGCCGAGUUCUCCAAUGGGCUCAAGUCGGCCAAGCUCGCCUCCAUACACAGCUGGGAGGAGAACGUGUUUGUCUAUGACCUGGUGAACAGUCGUAUCCCAGGGAUUCCCACGGAUAUAUGGAUCGGUCUCCAUGACAGACGACAGGAGGGCACCCUGGAGUGGACCGAUGGCUCUCCAUUUCAAUACAGCUACUGGGAUGGGAACCAACCAGACGACGGUAUCCACCGUAUGUCCACAGAAGAGGAUUGUGUGGAGAUUUGGUUCAGGCACAGCAGUGCACUAAGGUCCUGGAAUGACAACAGCUGUGAAAAGACCUUUCCCUUCGUCUGCAAGAUCCCCACACUGGAGAACUAAUUCUGGGGCACCCGUCACACCGCCUCCUAGCUGCCUGAAGUUGCCAUCGCACCGCCCUCACCGCAGUGCCCGGAAGACUGGACCCCAGCAUGAGCUGAGGAAGGAGCCCUCAUUAUACUGGCUCUCCCUCCCCCUCUCUUCCUGCAGCGCCUGAACAGAUACAGCCAGGACAUUAGCCACACUCUCCAGAGAAGCCACCGGAGAAUCCAUCUAUCCUCAUUUAAAGCUGUGAGUCACCGCAUGGGCCUCCGCUACGUCGGAAGCACAUUGCUGUUAUUGCCACUGCCACUAUCAUCAUCGUAUACGGUUACAUAUUUGGGCUGCUGUCAUUUUUUUGUCGUGAAAGAUAGGUCCUUGCUUUAAUGUGAUGCACAUCUCAGUGCCUGUUCAACCGUAAGGCUGCUCUAGCUGUCUAGCAGGCGGGAGGGUUGGAAACUCCAAUACAGCGUUGGAUAGCUUGAGCAGGAAUGGCACCUGGAGACAAGACCCGAUUCCUCUGAACUGAGUGGCGGGCCAGACCUAGCUCUGUGUUCUCUACCUUUCCCACAGCAAGUCCCUAGUGUUCAAUAUUUUAGAGGCAUAGUGGUAGAAGUGUACAAUGCAAAACAUUUGUAGCUAAUGUUUGUUGAAAUAAAAAGAAAACCUUGUUUAUAA